Messenger RNA from Rangifer tarandus platyrhynchus (Svalbard reindeer), 729 nucleotides. NCBI's taxonomy places the organism in Eukaryota, Metazoa, Chordata, Mammalia, Artiodactyla, Cervidae. The record is from the annotation of a GenBank genome assembly.
AUGUCCGCGGCUCCCUCCAGCAAUGGCGUGUUUGUCGUCAUCCCACCCAGCAACACCAGCGGCCUCCGCCCGCCCCCAGCCAUCCUGCCCACCUCCCUGCGCCAGCCUCCGGGGAUCAUGCAGUACGAGGAGCCGCCGCUGGGGGCGCAGACACCGCGGGUCACCCAGCCACCAGACCUGCGACCCGGGGAGACAUUCCUGACGGGAGAGCCCAAGGCUUUGGGGACCGUCCAGAUUCUCAUCGGCCUUAUCCACCUGGGCUUCGGCGGCGUGCUGCUCAUGGUCCGCCGCGGCCACGUGGGGAUGCUCUUCAUCGAAGGCGGCGUCCCCUUCUGGGGAGGAGCCUGCUUCAUCAUCUCGGGGUCCCUCUCAGUGGCAGCCGAGAAGAACCACACCAGUUACCUGGUGAGGAGCAGUCUGGGGACCAACAUUCUCAGCGCCGUGGUGGCCUUUGCAGGGACGGCCAUUCUGCUCAUGGAUUUUGGUGUCACUAACUGGGAUGUAGGCAGGGGCUAUCUGGCCGUGCUUACCAUCUUCACCAUACUGGAGUUCUUCAUUGCGGUCAUUGCCACCCACUUUGGGUGCCAAGCCACUCGCGCCCAAGCCCACACGCCUGUGAUUUUCCUGCCGAACGCCUUCGGCACAGACUUCAACAUCCCCAGCCCCGCAGCUUCUCCUCCCCCCGCCUACGAUAAUGUGGCAUAUAUACCCAAGGAGCCUUCAGAGUAG